UUUUAAUCUACGGUACUGGAAGAUUGUGAUUUGUGAAUAGUUUCUUUGAUUCAUAGAUUUACGAUUCGGUACAAGUUGAUUUCAAUUUAUAUAAUUAUCUACGUAUACAGGUAUAUUUAAAGAUUACUUCAUGCUCAUAGAUAUUAGUGUACUUACUUACCUAUCAACUUCUAAGUAUCUUUAACACUAAUCUCAUAAUCUGUGGAUACUAAUCACUAAUCUGUGAAUAAAAUAAAGAUACGAAUCAGCUGUCUGUGAUACGAGUGAAAGUUUUUUGCUUGAAGUGGGAACAAAAUCACGAACUACGAAGCCCAGCUAUGCCGAUCACGCUGUACAAAAUAGACGGGAGUCCACCGGCGCGUGCGGUCAUGAUGGUGGCAAAUAUCCUGGGAGUUCAGUACGAGCCGUACGACAUAAAUCCUCUCAUGCGAGAACAAGAUACACCAGAGAUGACCAAGAAAAAUCCAAUGCGAACUGUUCCCUACAUGGAAGAAGACGGUUUUUGUUUAGCGGACAGUCAUGCCAUCAUGUUGUACUUAUUCGAUAAGUACGCCACAGCGGAGAACGCUAGCCUGUACCCGACGGACAAACGGAAAAGAGCAACCAUUAAUCAAAGGUUAUUCUUCGAUUGCGGCAUUUUAUUUCAGAGCCUCAGAUCCGUUAUGGCACCAACUUACACUGGCCGAUUGGCGGAAUUAUCGAAAUCGAUGAAGAGAAAUAUCGACGACGCAUACAGAAUGAUGGAAGCUUACUUAUCAGACUCCAUAUAUUUAGCUGACGAUGUCCUAACGUUAGCUGACAUAAGUGCAAUCACUACUAUUUCCUCUUUACAUGGAGUACACCCUAUAGAUGAAAAAAGAUAUCCUAAACUGAAUCGGUGGUACAAUACCAUGUCAGAGUUAGAAGUUUGCAAGAGGAUAAACCGACCUGGCGCAGAAAUGCAUGUGGCGAGCUUAAAAGCUUUCAUGGAGAUUACCAAAGAGAAGCUUAAAGCCAAAUUGUAGAUUAAAGCAUCAUCAUCAGCCUGAAUCCUUUCCUGAAGGACUUCACGAGAGCACACAAAACCCCAUACUAAUAUUAAAUGCGAAAGCAAGUCUGUCUGUACCUUUACGGCUAAACAGCUGAACCGAUUUGUAUGGAAUGCUCACCAGCUUAUACAACGUCGUCCCAGGGAACUCAUUUUUACCGUUUAAAAGUAUAUGAAGAUGAUAAAAUGAUGUAUAAAUAAGGGUCUGGUUAAAUAAUUGUCUUAAUAAAAGUAGGUUUUAAAAAAAAUACAUUUUUUUAUCACUCUUCUAGGACGAACUUCAAGUAACAUUUGAAGCUGUAUUGUUUUUUUCUGUUGCUUAAUAAAUAAUAAAACGAACAAACAAACCAAACAUAAGUCUACAAAAAAUAUCGUAAAACUCAGGCUGUAUGAUCAACGAUCUUUGCUUGUCCCCGUUGUGGGCAAAUUAAAGAUAAAUUGAAAAUGUCGUAAAACGUUGUAGCAAACUUUUUUUGAUAAAGUAAUAAUUACAUUAUUAAAGUAGAAUUAUGAAGAUAUUUUUUGAAAAAAGUAAAUUCCCGGGAUAGGUUUUUGGUAUAGAGAUAAACUGGACCUUAAAACAAAACAUAUGCUACUUUUUAUCCUGGAAAAAUCUAUCAGAGUCGCAGGCUUCCGCUAGUUUAAAAUUCAUUUAUUUCUAGAAAGCUUAUUUUACAAGCAAAGUUAAAACUUUUGUUGACGCAUCUUAGGGCUAUUGAUUAACCCCAGUUAGAACAACAAAGUUUUUUUUGGUUGUAUUAUUUAAUGCUGUACAAAUGCGACUUGAUCAUUGAUCAUUUGGGCUCCCCCUUAGGACAUGUAAAUCAAACCAAACAUAAUAGUUACGAAUCACAGGUUUUCUUUUAUUUUAUCAUUAACUAAAAAGAAAUGCAAAGAUAUUUUUUUCCGACUUCACACUCCAGUAACGUCUAAGGUCUAUUAUGGAUAACUUGAUGAGAAAAAUUAAUGAUUACAAAAACAUUACACAUUUUUUUUCUAUAAGUCUUAUAUGGUCUCUCACGACGUCCGCACUGACAUAAUAGCACUUAAUACAUCGAUAAAAGUACACAAAUACUGUGCCGAUUGUCCGUUCCGUACACAAACGCACCGUACAAACUUUGGAAUGCGACAGUCGCGUCGCGGCGCGACGGUCGCGUCGUGUCGCGGCGCGGUGCGUGUACGGUGCUAGCGACGCAUGUUGCACAUUAAUCUUAGCGUUGCGGCGGGCGUCGUGCAUUAGCCGUCUUCCUUUGGCGGCGUGAACCAACCUGAAAUGUGAAUAAUAUAAUUUGUAUUGUCACGGGUAUAGUUAAAUUAAAUUUCAUAUAGGCUUUAUUUACUCGUAGUUGCGGCUUGCAGUUUUAAUUGCACUGCCGAACUAUUCUGACUGAUGAAAAGUCGAACUAUUCAGUUAAAUCUUUUGUGUGUAGUGUACGUCGGUUUUACAGAUUUUUUCUAAUAAUUUUGUUUAAGAUAACAACCCCUGUAGCCAAGUGGCACGUCUUUCUCUUUCUACGAUCGAAAACGCUUCGAAAACUAGAAAAAUGUAUGGGAAUGACAUUUGCUAUCAACAGGUCACGUGAUCAAGAUCGUUUGCGAUCGUAGAAAGAGAAUCGACGUGCCACAUGGCUACAGGGGCUGUACUAAAAGUUAAAACUGAAGGUCUGUAGCGCUUCUUACAAGCUCAUCUGAAGUCAGGUUCUUUGGGUUCAAAAAUUGACAAUUACUUCAUUACGUUACGGUUACGGUUACGGUUUGUUUGUAAGUACCAGUUGUUUAAUUUAGCAUAUUAGGCUAAGGGUCUCAGUCACAACCAUUGACAUUGUGUCGAAAUAUCACAUAAAUUAAACCCACUAAACUUGUCUGAUGCAGGGUGGCUCUAUCUUCUGUAGGGCUAUUAGAAAUAUGCUUAUGGUGAUUGAUGAUGGUUAAAAAAAAUGUGUUAAAAUCCAUGUUGCACACUUCUUUAAAAGAAAUAAUAAUAUCAAAUUGUAAAAUUAAGUAAUAGAUUUAGAUAAGAGUUCCGUUUUUGUACUACGUACUCAGACCAAUUAUUGUAUAGGACCUGCCUCGUUAGACGUUACUUUUCUGUGCGAUUAUAUAUGCGAUUAUAAAAACUGUCUCUAAAGAAUCGAUGUUAAAUACUUGUAAUCGUGUUCGUCCGUUAAAGAGCUCCAUAAAAAUACCUUUUUGUGUAAUUAAAUUGUGAAAAAAACGGGCAAAAACUUCUAGUUUAGUACAAGAUAUAUACAAAAUCUAAGCUCGUUUUCCUCAGAAAAUGACAGACAAUUUUCUUCGUGACUAUGAGUGCGAUACAGGUCCUUCUAUAAUUGGUCUGAGACUACGUACGUUCGGAACCCUAAAAACGAGUGUGCUUUAGAGCCACACGGCUGAAGUAAAACUUAGUUCAAAAUUAAAAGCCAAAGCAGGAGUUACUGAACUGCAAUCUUGAUAUUGGAUAGAAGCAGGCGUUACUUUGCGGAAGUUCAUCAUGAUUAUAUAAUGCAAUUAUAUAAUCAUGAUGAACUUCCGCAAAUAAAUAUAGUGCAAUUGCACGUUGUAGAGUCAACAUCUCCUGAGGAUGCUCCGGUUUCGGGGUGAAACGUACGUAGAGAGUAUUUUGUCGGACCUGGGUGACGUUGUCGCAUGGGUUCGCCGAAUUUUCGCGGAUGAUAGCAAAAUAAAUAAAUCUUGAUGUAUACAAAAAAGGAUUGUUUCAAAGUUCUCUAACAACGCCAUCUAUGGGUAUUUUAAAAUAACAAACAGUUUCACUAUGUUUGUAGAUGGCAGCACGUGUCCUAAACGCCUCGCCCGAUUACGUUUUUCGUAACACCAUUCACCAACUUUUAAAAACUAUUACUUAAUUUUACAAUAUAAGUUCGUCAAUGUUAAAGACUUAUACCUAUGUCCUCACUCCUCAUAUAUUGUAUACCUGUAAAAGGUCAAUUAGUAUGUUUGACUACUUUUAUAAGCCUGUUGCGUUUGACAGUUGACAGACAACGCGUUGGUGUUAUGUUUACGUCCACAUAUUCGCAUCGCAUUUAAUUUUAUUGUAGACUAGCUGACGCCGCGUGGUUCCCGUUCCCGUAGGAAUACGGGGACCUAUAGCCUAUAGCAUUCCUCGAUAAAUGGGCUAUCUAACACUAAAUGAAUUUUUCAAAUCGGACCAGUAGUUCCUGAGAUUAGCGCGUUCAAGCAAACGAACUAACAAACACACUCUUUAGCUUUAUAAUGUUAGUAUAGAUUCGUGCGAUCCUCACGAUGCGGAUCAGUGAACGCAUUUGUACUACUUUCUAUACAAAAAUUAAUGCGAUCAGUUUGAAACGAUGCGUCCGAUACUCACGAUGCGGAUAUGUGGACGCCUACUAUAAAACUUAAGAAACAUCUUAAACCGAAAUUAACGUUAGGUAUAAGUUGUUAAAUGUAUGUAUACGCACAAACGCGCUUGGUCUAUUAUAUGAACACUGCAUAUAAAACCAAACAGACUUCUCAGAAUAGAUUGUCUAAAACUCGAUAGUUUAACAAACUCAAAUGAACAGAUUUUAAUGUCAAAUGAAAAAGAAAACAUCUUAUUUCCUAGAUUCUAAGAAAGUUUAAAUUUUAAUACAUAAAAAUAUUUAACUAAAGUAAAGGUUUUGGUAAGUUAUUGUAAUUUUUAUAUUUAUCUAUUAAAUAAUAAUAAAAUACGCAAAGUUUUAUUAAAUUA
Messenger RNA from Bicyclus anynana (squinting bush brown), 4733 nucleotides. RefSeq names its product glutathione S-transferase 1 (gene GSTe6). The coding region runs from base 318 to 1004 and encodes 228 amino acids. The record is from RefSeq and is a predicted model, not a curated record. The transcript is spliced from 6 exons. Gene Ontology annotation, molecular function: glutathione transferase activity. Lineage: Eukaryota; Metazoa; Arthropoda; Insecta; Lepidoptera; Nymphalidae. Gene Ontology annotation, biological process: glutathione metabolic process.